This is a messenger RNA of Necator americanus (New World hookworm), 459 nucleotides long. RefSeq lists its product as uncharacterized. Gene Ontology annotation, biological process: monoatomic ion transmembrane transport. The transcript is spliced from 4 exons. Gene Ontology annotation, molecular function: monoatomic ion channel activity; transmembrane signaling receptor activity. NCBI's taxonomy places the organism in Eukaryota, Metazoa, Nematoda, Chromadorea, Rhabditida, Ancylostomatidae. Gene Ontology annotation, cellular component: membrane. The record is from RefSeq and is a predicted model, not a curated record. Bases 1 to 459 code for a protein of 152 amino acids.
AUGGUCUUGAUAGCCAAUGACAGUAAGUCGGAUGCUCCUAAGGUUAAUUUCCCCACUGCCUUGGACAUCUACAUUUGGAUUUGCUAUACUACACUUUUGAUUUGUAUGGUGGAAUUCACUGUGGUACACUACUUCACCAAGUUCAACACUGGAGAUCCGGAAAUACAAGCCUUGGAAAGAGAGAAGAUGCGGCAGAUUAUAAGAAGAAUCCCUAAGACUGCUGUGAUGAGAGAUAGUGUCGGUUGGCGACUGUACUACUGGAUGAUGAAUAAUGGUCGCCCUACUGAUCCGUUCGGUCUCGCUCAGAAUUCAAUCAGUUCUGUGGAUCGUUUCUCCCGAAUUGCUCUACCGAUCUACUUCGUUGCUGUAGUGAUUGUGUACUAUAACUUUUACGUAAACACCCCUUAUGACUUUACAUUUGAUGACGAAUACAUCGCAAAUCCGAUAAAUCCUAUGUAA